This is a messenger RNA of Torulaspora delbrueckii, 1389 nucleotides long. RefSeq names its product Apj1p (gene APJ1). The transcript has a single exon. NCBI's taxonomy places the organism in Eukaryota, Fungi, Ascomycota, Saccharomycetes, Saccharomycetales, Saccharomycetaceae. Gene Ontology annotation, cellular component: cytosol; cytoplasm; nucleus. Gene Ontology annotation, biological process: protein refolding. Bases 1 to 1389 code for a protein of 462 amino acids. The record is from RefSeq and is a predicted model, not a curated record. Gene Ontology annotation, molecular function: Hsp70 protein binding.
AUGGUCAAAGACACUAGACUUUAUGAUGUGUUGAACGUUUCACCGGAGGCUAGUGCUGUGGAGAUUCGUAAAGCUUAUAGACUUUUGGCUUUGAAACAUCAUCCAGAUAAAAACAAUCAUUCUGAAGAAUCGAAAUCCAAGUUUUUAGAAGUCAAUGAAGCAUAUGAAAUACUGAUUGAUGAGAAGAAGCGAUCACUCUACGAUCAGUAUGGAACUAUUGAUGAGAAUGCUAUCCAGCAGUCUAUGCCCCAGGAAGAUCCUGUGAUGUCGUCUUUUUUUAACACGGGAUCACCGAUGGGAAUGGGCAUGGGUAUGUCUGCUGGGGAUCUGUUUGCAAGCUUCUUUGAUAAGAUGUCUUCGCCGUCAUUUGGGGGUAAAAAAACGAAAAAAUCAAUGGACCAUGGUCCUGAUAUCAAACACGAUUUGAAAUGCACGCUUUCUUCACUUUACGAGGGUAAGAAUACCAAACUGGGCCUCAACCGCAGGCGGGUGUGCAAGGCGUGCAAGGGACGUGGCAGUAUGAAAGUACGAACUUGUAAGGCAUGUCGAGGUCGGGGACAACAGUCGAGAUCGAGACAGAUGGGGCCUAUGAUGCAAACUUGGACACAGACAUGCUCAGACUGUAACGGUAUGGGUACUUUUACAAAAGACAGUGACGUAUGCAGAGAUUGUGAAGGCGAAGGUUGUAUCAGAGAGAGGAAGAUCUUUGACGUAGAGGUGAAACCUGGUAUGUGCCAAGGACAGCAAAUUAUCCUACCUGGUGAAGCUGAUGAAGUGAUAAAGACUAGAUUUGGUAACGAGACCGUGAUUCCUGGCGAUGUUAUAAUCACAAUAAUUCAGAUCAAGGAUCCGAAAUUUCAAAGAGUCAAUAGGAAUGGAUGUGACCUCAUGGUACGAAACUGUAAGAUUCCAUUGGUUACAAGUCUUUGUGGAGGAAAAUUGAGUAUCGACGGGCAUCCAAACGGUAAACUCAUAAACGUUACGAUCCUCCCAGGUGAACUUAUCAAACCAAACCAUUUUAAGAGCAUAGAGAACCUUGGAAUGCCUCGAUACGAGGAAAAGAGGGCACCUGAAGGGUAUGGUAAUCUGUACAUCCAGUUCCAAGUGGAAUUCCCCGAAACUUUGGCAUCGGAAACCGUAACGAAAUUGAAGCAAGUACUGGACGAAGAUCCAAACGUAAAGAAACAGGUCACUGCAGAAGAUAAAGACGUGUGCGAACGGGUUGAUGAUUGCAUAGAGAUGGAAGAACAUGUCUUGAGUAAUUUGUUACCCGAUUUCGAUGAUUUGAUGAGAAAUGAAGAGACAGGGAACAGGAGCAAAAAGAGAAGAUAUUACGAGGAUCCUGGAACUCCUGAUAGUGAAGAGUCUAGUAACUGUACUACACAUUGA